Messenger RNA from Columba livia (rock pigeon), 1197 nucleotides. Its product is annotated as cytochrome b5. NCBI's taxonomy places the organism in Eukaryota, Metazoa, Chordata, Aves, Columbiformes, Columbidae. The record is from RefSeq and is a predicted model, not a curated record. Bases 102 to 533 code for a protein of 143 amino acids. Gene Ontology annotation, molecular function: heme binding. Gene Ontology annotation, cellular component: mitochondrial outer membrane; intracellular membrane-bounded organelle. The transcript is spliced from 5 exons.
GUGGCCACGCACCAAUAAGCAACAGGAGGCGGCCGCGGUGUUGUUACGGCGGCUGCUGUGGGUCACGCGUGUCGUUCCGCGAAGCCUCCGGACGGGCCAGCAUGGAGGCUGGGGAGCGCACGGAGGCUGCGGGCUCCGCGGCGGAGGCCGGGCCGCUGUACACGCUGGAGGAGGUGGGGAAGCGGAACUCCAGCCGCGAGGCCUGGAUGGUGAUCCACGGGCGCGUCUAUGAUGUCACCCGCUUCCUGGAGGAGCAUCCAGGUGGAGAAGAAGUUUUGAUCGAACAAGCAGGCAGAGAUGCCACUGAGAGCUUUGAAGAUGUUGGGCAUUCCACAGACGCCAGGGAGAUGCUCAAGCAGUACUACAUUGGGGAGGUCCACCCGCAUGAUCGCAAAACAGAAGGUUCUAAGAAUCCAAGUAUGACAUCCUCAGGCCAAACAAGUUUCUGGUCGACAUGGCUAAUCCCCAUCUUCGGAGCCCUGGUCCUAGGGUUAAUGUAUCGCUAUUACUCGUUGGAUGGGAGAAGCUCUUGAGCUGCCCUUGCUGGGCCCUCAGGAAGCCUGACAGGGUGUGAGAGAGAGCGCGUGUGCAACCCGGGUGUGCAGCUUCCCCCAACUUCUGCCUCGCUUUUGGCUUUGAGUCUGUCGAGUGAUGCUGAUAUCCAUGGGACCAAGCUAAUACUCUGUCCUAACUCUGGGACCCACGGACCUGCCGUACUUUCUCUUGCAGUGGCAGAGCAAGUGCGACUUCCCGGUGUUCUCUGACAUUUGAUUGUGGUCUCCCUUGCCCCUGUGCUCGCGCUCUCUCUCCCGCUCUCUCUUGCUCUCUGCAGUAAAUCACAGACAACCUUUUUCUUUCAAUGCCUUUUCAUUAAGCCAGACAACGUGAAAGAGCUGGUAGUAAGCCUGUGGAUUUGCGUCGGUCCUUCACAUAGCAGUGGCAGAAAUAACCAGCGAGUUGUCUGCAGUCCUGCCCAGAAAAGUUGUCCGGAGAUGUGGCUCUGCAGUAACGUUCCCAGUGCAUGCAGGCAACACUAACCGGAGCAGCAGAAAAUUGUUAGCUUUGCUACCUCUUUCUGUGUGUCUGUUUUUAACGGUUAAACAAAUAUAAGUAUUUUAAAAGUGAUUCCGUUCAUUUUGUAAUAUUUGUACUUGUCCCUUUAAAAUGUAUAUUCUGUGAAAUAAUUUAUACCUUGAA